Messenger RNA from Austrofundulus limnaeus, 1496 nucleotides. RefSeq names its product immunoglobulin superfamily, member 5b (gene igsf5b). The coding region runs from base 188 to 1270 and encodes 360 amino acids. Lineage: Eukaryota; Metazoa; Chordata; Actinopteri; Cyprinodontiformes; Rivulidae. The record is from RefSeq and is a predicted model, not a curated record. The transcript is spliced from 10 exons.
AAAGUUCCCACUAACUCUGGUAAUAUUUAACGGGAUGGUUUUGGGUGAAAUGACGGAGCUGAGCAGGCACGAGGAAGAAGCUGCAUGUUUGAGAUGUUUUCAUUGUGUAAUCUGCCGGUCGUCCACAGAGACAUCAGGCACAGGAUCAUUUAACACAGAAUAAUUCACUAACUGGAUUACCUCAAACAUGGACAUCCUUCUGUUGUUGGUGCUUCUGGUUUCAUGCAGGAUUGAAGCAGGUAGAGCCCAGAUGGAGCUGACACCUUCAAGUCUGACGGUCGUGCGGGGAGAUGUGGCCAGGUUCUCCUGCAGUGCCUCCAGCUCUGCUUGGACCAUCAUGUCGUGGCUGUUGAAUGGUAGAUCUGUGCUAACGAUCUCCAAAGAGCAAGGUGUGAUGCCCGUCGUUUUCCCAAACAUCACAGCUGAGAACUGUUCCAAAUCAAAGACAGACUGCUGGGCCCUGAUCCUGAACAGCACACAGAGAAGCAACCAAGGAGACGUGACGUGUGAUCUCCAGCAGAUUGACUCCAGAACAGCCAAACUAUUUGUUGAAGAAAAAGGAACGGUGAAAAUCUUUGGCGACAGCAGAUUGGCCUUUAAGGGUGACUCCGUUCUGUUUCAGUGUCAAGCAGCAGGAUGGUUCCCUAUACCUCGUCUGCAAUGGGAGGUGUACAACAAAAAGGUGAGCCUGGAUGAAUACAACAUCAGCAGCACAGAGAUGGAGAGGAACCUCUUCACUGUGUCCAGUGACCUCACCGUUACGGCUGAGAGGAGCUCUCGAGUGGACUGUCUGGCCUCUGUUCCGGCCCUUUCCACACCUCUGAGGACCAGUGUCAGUCUAACAGUGGUUGCAGAGGUGUUGCAUGAAAAAGGUGAAGACUGCACGGUCCUGUUGGGACUGACCGCCGCAUUCUCUGCCCUUCUGCUGCUCGUGCUCGUCUCCUGCUCCGCCGUCCUCUGCUACAGGCGAAGGAGAAAWCUAAAGAAAAACCCACAGGAGGGAACGAGGUCCGACCAAUCAUCGUAUGGGAACAGCUCAGUUGCUGAAGUGACUGGUGGGAAGGUCAACUUCAGCUUCUCUGAUGACGGCCCAACAGAUGUGCACAGCAGUACGGUCACCAUUGGAAAUCAAAACCGGAUGAGCUUUUCCACAUUUCAUACGGUCCCUGACGUUGUGCACUCCAGCAGCGUCUCUCUGCACACCGAGAGUCAAACCACAGAGUUUCAGGAGGAUGAAAUCGACAUCAUCAGGAGAAUCACCACAGUCUGAAGCUUUUAGUUUUGUAUUGUUUGCAUGCAAUGUUUCCUCUGCUAGGAUUCUGCAUUUUAAUUUUUUUACUUUAAUGUGUUUUCAGUAAACAAUUCGUUUUGCACUUUGAUGUCUCUUCCUUGUAUUCAUAUAUCCCAACACAAGCUACAAUGAUCCAUCAUUAUUCAUUGUAAGUUAUUGUGGACAGAAAUGUAAACCACACCUUUAUGUGCUGACUCAGCAGAUA